AUUUGUGUCGUGUGCAAAAUCUUAUGCAAUUUUUACUUAUUUUAUUUUUUUAUAGUUACGCUCGAAAAUGGCCAUUUGGAUAUGGGUUGCUUUAAUCGUAUCAACACAUGCUAAAUACUCAGAGAAUCAAAAAAAUGAACUAAAAACUUUUAUAAAUGAGAUUUCGAUUGAUUUAGCCGUUGAUAUAAAAGGUAUUUUUACUCCUAAAGAUGUAAGCAAUCUUUUGACUAAACUCAACUUUAGAAAUUGCAGCGAAAAUGAAAAGUCUGAGUUUUGUAACUUGUGUUAUACGUAUGAAGAUUUUAUGCAGUUUUUUGAUAAAAGUUAUUAUAAUCAAAACCUGACUAAUCAAGAAUUCAUGAAAGUUCUCAGCGCUUGCAUUUACUUAUUAACUUCAUUAUCAAAAAAUAGUGUCGAGUGCAAAAAAUUCCGUUCCGUUGUUGUAAAUGUUUCGUCAUCAUAUGACAAGGAAUUAAGAAAGAAGUAUGGCGUUUAUAUGAGUGAUAAAUACUAUAUAAAAAAUAUUCUUCGUGACAUCAAUUCAACAUUGGGGGUAUUUCUUACCAAUAAAGAGUGUUUUACUGAUGAUGAUGUUUCAAAAGCUACAAGUCUUGCAAAUAUUGAGUUUGAUAACUUUAAUUCCAUCAAUGUAUUCAUCAUUCUGCAGCUGAUAAAGAAAAAAUGCAUUAAAAAUGUGCUCUCACCACAGUUUUUUAUAAAUGAAAUUUUCAGAGACUAUGGAAAUGAAACACAUAUGACACAGGAAGGCUUUAAAAAUCUUUUAAAGAAAUUAAAAAUUGGAAAAGUAGCUGGUGUUGAUGUGCACAGUAGAAAAAAGAGAUCAAUAUCAAAAAUAUCUUUACCAUUCAAAAAUCGCAAAAGAAGAAGUUUGUCUUUUCAAAAAUGUUUCUCUGCAGAAGAUAUUUUUGAAAUUUUCAAUAUUAAUGAGACAACCAUUUCGAAAGAAAGUUUUCAACAGAUAUGUCCAUCAUUGAUUCAGCAAGUUGUUAGUGGAUAUUGUAUAGAUUCUAUAGAAACACAAAAACACUCUGAAAGUACUUGGAAAUCAUGGGUUGCAACAUUUAUAGCUAUUUUUGUCAUUAAUUUGGGCUCAUUAAUUGGCUUGUUUGCUGCACCUGUAAUUAAAAAGAAGUGGUUUUCAUUUCUUCUUUUGUUCGUAAUCAGUAUGGCUGUGGGAGUGUUAUCAGGUGAUGCAAUCCUUCAUCUACUGCCUCAUGCUCUAGGUUUUCAUAAACAUGAUUCACAUGAUCAUGAAGAUGACCAUAAUAUAUUUGCCAAAGACAGUUUUUUAUGGAAGUGUUUGCUAUUCUUGGCUGGAGUAUAUUUAUUUUUUGUGUUUGAAAUAAUUAUGCAUGCAUUUGGUGCUGGUCAUUCACACGAUGUUUCCUUUCACGGAGAUGAAAUGCUUUCAAAUGGUCACUCACACAGUAAUGGUCUAACUCAAAAUGUUCGCUCUAAUGGUGAUGAACACCACUCAAACAAAAUAAAAAAACCUGAAAAAUAUGUUAUAAAAAAUAAUUAUCAAGCAUGCAGAGAUGAUGGAGUCUUAUACACCCCAACUGAUGAGAAAUUUCAACCUGAUUCAAAUCACAAAAAUGAAUCGAGUUAUGAAAUAAACUUUGUUGAAGUUGAAAAAAGUUUGCAGAGCAAUGGUGUUGAUGGAAUCAAAACAGAUUUAAAAAAUGAUUUCUCUAAGAAAGUCCUACCGAUUAAAAGUUUUAAAUCUAUAGUUUGGAUGAUAUUUGUUGGUGAUGCAAUACAUAAUUUUAUGGAUGGUAUGGCUAUAGGCACUGCAUUUUCAGACACUUUUCCUGCAAGUCUAAAUGGAGGCAUAAGCACAUCAAUUGCAAUUCUUUUGCAUGAGUUGCCGCACGAGCUAGGUGACUUUGCUGUUUUGUUAGCAUCUGGGCUUUCAAUUAAACAAGCUUGCAUCAUGCACUUUAUUUCAUCAAUCACUGCAUUUGUUGGUGGAUCUUUUGGAGUUUCAUUAGGAACUGAAUGGAAUUCUGGUUUUUGGAUUUUAUCAUUUACUGCCGGCUUGUUUAUUUAUGUUGCUUUAGUUGAUAUGCUACCCGAAGUUCUGCAUAACAAAUUAUUAAAAACGAGACCGCUGAUUGCUUGUUUUCUCAGUAUGUUAGGAAUGUUUAUCGGUUUCGCAAUCAUGUUUUGUUUAGCUGCUUGGGAAGAAGAGUUGGAAAAAAGUUUUUACUUUUGUGCUGGUCUUUUACUUCUUAUCCCCAAUAUGUGCAAACUUCGUCGAACAGUGAUUGUUGCUGCAUUUAGUCCCACCUCGUUUAAUUUUUUAGCAAUUGCUGAAAACUGUGAAACAAUGUCUGGUUACAUACGAUUAUUCGAAAUAAAUGAAACAGAUAUACAGCAACUGUUAUUUGCUGACAACAGUAAUGAUGAUGAAAAGAAAUGGUUUCUUAACCAUGAAGAUGAAAGUUUCUUACUUAAAGAUGUUGACUUUGUUGCACAGAAAGUUGUCAUAGAGCGACUAGAUCUUUUUUACGAACCUAGUAACACAACAACAACAAAUAUUGGGGUCAAACAUGUGACAUACUAUGGUAAAUCAAAGCAAAAAUGUACCACCAAUAUUCCAGAAGAAGCAACACAGUUAAAGUUAAAAGCUUACCUUAAACGAUUAACAAAAGCAAUAUACACUCGUCAUAGGCGUAGACGAGCAUGGCUAUCAUCCACAUAUCUUUUAGAAGUUAUUGGUUGGAAUGAAUUAACAAAGGCUAUAUCAAGUGCUCUUUUUUCUAUAUUUUGCAAAAAUGCUUCAGCUAUGACUACCAUCAAUGAUAAACCAAUUGGACCUGAAUUAGUCAUAGCUGAAGCAUUUUUGCAAAAUAUAGAAAAAAGAGCACUUGAUAUAGCCUUUGUUAAUUCAUUCCAACCAAUAACUUCUAAAAGAUAUGUGGAUGAUAGCCAUGCUCGCUUCGAUUCAAAAGAAAAGCAAGAAUUAUUUCUUAAAGCUUUAAAUGAACAAAACCCCUCCAUAAAAUAUACCGUUGAACUUGAAAACAAAAGAAAACAACUUAAUUUUUUAGAUAUUUGUAUUACAAAUACAAUGAAUGGAUUUUAUGAGUUUCAAAUACACCGUAAAGAUGCGAUAACAAAUGUUCAAAUAAAACCAAACUCCAACAUCAACCCGAGCAUAACCAUUGGCGUCUUUAAAGACGGCAUUUCAAAAAAUACUACAUCUAAGCAGUUAGAUCAAAAGUUUGUUAAACUACCUUGGAUACCUAUUAUUGGCCCAAAACUCCGAAGAGAAUUUCAAAAACAAAACAUCAGAGUUAUAUUUACUUCAGCUUCUAGUUUAAGUAAUAUAUUAUGCAACAACAAAACUAAACUACCUCCGAACUCAAAUCCGGGGGUUUACCAACUUAAAUGCUCAUGCGGAAAUAUAUAUGUUGGUGAGACCAAAAAGAAAAUCAUUUCAAGAAGUGCAGAACACCAAAGAGCUUGCAAAAAUCAAAAAUGGUCGAGUUCAGGAGCCACGGAACAUUUCAAAACAUGCCGUGGUAACUUUGAUUGGCUAAAUCCUAAGACCUUGGCAGUCGUUCAAGAAUACAAGAUACGAAAAAUUAGAGAAUCUCUGGAGAUUAACAAAGCGAAAGUUCGAUGUGAGAUAGGUAUUGGGGAAGGUGUUCUAAAUCGAGAUGACGGGGAUAAGGCUGCUUUUUUAGUACACAUUUGUCUUUUACAAAGUUGUUAUUUGGCUAUUGAAUACAAUUCAAAUCAAGUGAUUUGCGGUCGUGUGCAAAAUCUUAUGCCACUUUUAUGUAUUUUUUAUACUUUCUUGUUUUUACGUUCGAAAAUGGCCAUUUGGAUAUGGAUUACUUUAAUCGUAGUAACAAACGCUAAAUACUCCGAGAAUCAAAAAAAUGAAUUAGAAAUCUUAAUAAAAGAUGUUUCGAUUGAUUUAGCCGUUGAUGUUAAAGGCAUUUUUACUCCUAAAGAUGUUAGCAAUCUUUUGACUAAACUCAACUUUAAAAAUUGCAGCGAAAAUGAAAAGUCUGAGUUUUGCAACUUGUGUUAUACGUAUGAAGAUUUUAUGCAGCUUUUUAAUAAAAGUUAUUAUAAUCAAAACUUGACUAAUCCAGAAUUCAUGGAAGUUCUCAGCGCUUGUAUUUAUUUAUUAACUUCAGCAUCAAAAAGUAGUGUCGAGUGCAAAAAAUUCCGUUCCAAUGUUUCCAACGUUUCGUCAUCUUAUGACAAGGAAUUAAAAAAAAAGUAUGGCGUUUAUAUGAUUGAUAAGCAUUAUAUAAAAGAAAUUCUUCUUGAUAUCAAUUCAACAUUAGGACUGUUUCUAAACAAUACAGAGUGUUUUAAUCAUGAGGAUGUUUUGAAAGGUACACACGUUUCAAAUAUUGAAUUUGAUAACUUUAAUUUCAAUUAUGUCAAUGUAUUCAUCAUUCUGCAGCUGAUAAAAAAAAAAUGCAUUAAAAAUGUGUUCAGUGUUCAGUCUUCUAGUUUAACACCACAGUUUUUUAUAAAUGAAAUUUUAAGAAACUUUGGAAAUGAAACACACAUAACACUGGAAGGCUUGAAAAAUCUUUUGAAGAAAUUGAAAAUCGGAAACGUAGCUGGUGUUGAUAUUCACAGUAGAAAAAAGAGAUCAAUACCAAAAAUAUAUCUACCAUUCAAAAAACGCAGGAGAAGGAGUUUGUCCUUUCAAAAAUGUUUCUCUGCAGAAGAUAUUCUUGAAAUUUUCAAUAUUAAUGAGACAAGUAUUUCAAAAGAAAGUUUUCAACAGAUAUGUCCAUCAUUGAUUCAGCAAGUUGUUAGUGGAUAUUGUGUGAAUUCUAUAGAAACAUCACAAAACUCUGAAAGUACUUGGAAAUCAUGGGUUGCAACAUUUAUAGCUAUUUUUGUCAUUAAUGUGGGCUCAUUAAUUUGUUUGUUUGCUGCACCUAUAAUUAAAAAGAAGUGGUUUUCAUUUCUUCUUUUGUUUGUAAUCAGUAUGGCUGUGGGAGUGUUAUCAGGUGACGCAAUUCUCCAUCUUUUGCCUCAUGCUCUUGGUUUGCAUAAACAUGAUUCAAAUGAUCACAAUCAUGAACACGAUUCAAAUGAUCAUGAUCAUGAACAUGACCAUAAUAUAUUUGCCAAAGAUAGUUUUUUAUGGAAGUGUUUGCUAUUUUUGGCUGGAAUAUAUUUAUUUUUUGUGUUUGAAAUAAUAAUGCAUGCAUUUGGUGCUGGUCAUUCACACAAUGUUCUCUCUCAUGGAGAUGAACAGCUUUCAAAUGGUCACUCACACAGUAGUGGUAUAGUAAAUAACAAUGUUCACUCUUACGGUGAGGAACACCACUCAAGCAAAAUAUAUAAACAUGAAAAAUAUGUUAUAAAAAAUAAUUAUCAAGAAUGCCAUGUUGAUGGAGUCUUAUACACCCCAACUGAUGAGAAAUUUCAUACUGAUUCAAACCACAAAAAUGAAUUGGGUAGUGAAAUAAGUUUUGUUAAAGUUGAAAAAAGUUUGCAGAACAAUGGUAUUGAUGGAAGCAAAACACAUUUAAAAAAAGAUUCUUCUAACAAAGUCCUACCAAUCAAAAGUUUUAAAUCUAUAGUUUGGAUGGUAUUUGUUGGUGAUGCGGUACAUAAUUUUAUGGAUGGUGUGGCCAUAGGCACUGCAUUUUCAGACACCUUUCCUGCUAGUCUGAAUGGAGGUAUAAGUACAUCAAUUGCAAUUCUUCUGCAUGAGUUGCCACAUGAGCUAGGUAACUUUGCUGUUUUGUUAGCAUCUGGGCUUUCAGUUAAACAAGCUUGUAUCAUGCACUUAAUUUCGUCGAUCACUGCAUUUGUUGGCGGGUCUAUUGGAAUUUCGUUAGGAACUGAAUGGAAUACUGGUUUUUGGAUUUUAUCAGUUACUGCCGGCUUGUUUAUUUAUGUUGCUUUAGUUGAUAUGUUGCCCGAAGUUCUGCAUAAUAAAUUAUUGAAAACGAGACCGCUGAUUGCUUGUUUUCUCAGUAUGUUGGCAAUGUUUAUCGGUUUUUCAAUCAUGUUUUGUUUAGCUGCUUGGGAAGAAGAGUUGGAAAAUAGUUUUUAAUCGAUGAAUAUUUCUACUUUAUAUUAAAGAAAACGUUUUUGACAAUAUACAAUAUUUUAUAUAUUUUUUAUUA
Molecule: messenger RNA, 6143 nt
Organism: Hydra vulgaris (swiftwater hydra)
Lineage: Eukaryota; Metazoa; Cnidaria; Hydrozoa; Anthoathecata; Hydridae
Product: metal cation symporter ZIP14
Biological process (GO): zinc ion import across plasma membrane; intracellular monoatomic cation homeostasis
Cellular component (GO): plasma membrane
Molecular function (GO): zinc ion transmembrane transporter activity; monoatomic cation:bicarbonate symporter activity
Source: RefSeq, a predicted model, not a curated record